UGGGACGUUGCGCAGGAUGCGCCAUGGGCCUUCGACCUGCCCACCCCUUUCUCCGGCGCGUGCCACACUCCAGGGGGCUGCGGCGCUUGCGGCGCCUGACGCGGCGAGAUCCGGUGCAGCUGCUGAAGCAGUUGCCGGAGCAGGAGCAGCGUGCUCGGCUCCUGGAACUGCUACGCGCAGACCUUCAGAGCAAUGAGGAGAUUGCGGAUGAGACUUGGCAGAUGCCAAGCUUGACGGCUGAUGGCCGCACGGCGGAUUUGCCUGGAUUCAACUUCCAGACUCGCGUUUGCGACCUUCAGAUUCUACAAGGAGUUUCUGGGGAAGCCAUGGAGAAUUUGACCAAGACCUGUCGUUUGCUUUUCCCUUUGGAUGGCUCCUCCUGGAUGCCCUGCACUGCAGAUCCGCGGUGCCUGGCAGAGAGGUUGGCGCAAGAGGUCUUCGAGUUCCACGCCAAAGGUUUUGCGUUUGAUCCAAAGCGAUCUGGAGCUGAGUGGUGGGUACAGAUUCGAGAUACUUGGAUUGAGAUGUGGAAUCCUUCUGGCACUCACACACGGCAACAUAUAUUGUUCUGGCCUGAUAGCGGACAUAGUGAAGAAGGUAUUCAAUUCCACUGGGAUACAGAUGAGGUUGCGGUUGAGCGCCAUGGUGUGAAUGUGCAUCCACACCUCAGUACCGUAACCUACCUCACGGAGUGCGGAGCUCCAACCCUGAUUCUGCAGUGUCGCAACUCGUUACGACCCAGUGAGACGGCUCAAGUCUAUGGGUCGCUUGCAGGUGGAACCCUCAGCUGGCCGAAGCUUUGGAAACACCUGGCCUUCGACGGUCAGUUGCUUCACGGCACUGUGCCGAAGGCCGGAGACCCGGCGGGUACGACCCGGCGGACGUUCCUGGUGAACGUUUGGCUGAACCAUCGGCCCAGCAACUGUCAACGUCUCUCAAAGGCUUUGGCCAAGCGCCUGGGUGAUCUGCCACAUCGCUUCACCUUCUCGGCCUUUCAAGCCAUGCCGCGCUGGAGCCCCGUUUCAUGCCAUGCCGGACGCUUCCGAACUCGCUUUGGUCGACGGAGGUUGCUGCAUGAGAUUUCCUGUCGAUUGCCUCAUAGGUCUGGCGACACCACAGCUGGCACCUUACAACUCCACUGGGCAUCCAAGGAUGCAAUGCUGGGACCGGUGGAAAAAGGAAGAAAAAGGGAGAUGGUUUCAGCUGGAGGCGGAGAAAAAAAAGGUUGCCUGAAAGGGGAAAUCCAUUGA
Messenger RNA from Cladocopium goreaui, 1250 nucleotides. The record is from the annotation of a GenBank genome assembly. NCBI's taxonomy places the organism in Eukaryota, Dinophyceae, Suessiales, Symbiodiniaceae.